UGCCUGUUAGUGAUAAGCACGCCUGGCAACUCAUCAUUCCCUCCAACCCCUUCUCUCUCUCUCCUAGCUUUUUUUCUCUCUACCAUUUUCUUUCUUUCUCUCUCUAAAACUCCCAUUUUCCCUUGUUUCUUCUUCUUCUCCAGCCUCCACUUUACUCUGUUUCUGUUCAACUUUUUUCUUCUUCGCUUUUAUUUAUUUAUUUUCUUAGUUUUUCGAUAAAAAAGAAAAAAAAAAUUGGAUUGAUUUUUCUCUUGAAUAUUUCGAUUAGAUUGGAUCUGGGUUCUGGUUCAAUUUUGAUUUGGAAUCGGGUUUUUUUGCCUCAUCAGCUAAAGUUAUAUUGCUUUCAGGAUUACCUUUUGUGAACCCAAGUUUUGGAAUUUUAAAUAGAUAGCUACAGAACGACCACAUGGCAGUUUCCAUGAGAGAUUUAGAUUCAGCUUUCCAGGGAGCUGGUCAUAAGGCUGGACUUGAAAUAUGGCGUAUUGAAAAUUUUCGACCUGUUCCUAUCCCAAAGUCCUCCCAUGGAAAGUUUUUUACAGGGGACUCGUAUGUGAUCUUGAAAACAACAGCUUUAAAGAAUGGAGCCUUGCGCCAUGAUAUACAUUACUGGCUCGGUAAAGAUACCACUCAGGACGAAGCUGGUACUGCAGCCAUCAAGACAGUUGAACUGGAUGCAGCUCUCGGAGGACGUGCUGUUCAAUACCGUGAAGUACAGGGUUAUGAAACUGAAAAAUUCUUAUCAUAUUUUAAACCGUGUAUUAUACCUCAACAAGGUGGAAUUGCAUCUGGUUUCAAACAUGCUGAGGCUGAAGAACACAAUAUACGGUUGUUUGUCUGUAAAGGAAAACACGUAGUCCAUGUUAAAGAGGUUCCUUUCACCCGAUCUUCACUCAAUCAUGAUGACAUUUUUAUUCUUGAUACAAAGUCUAAAAUUUUUCAAUUUAAUGGUUGCAACUCAUCUAUUCAAGAGAGAGCAAAAGCAUUGGAAGUUGUUCAAUACAUUAAAGACACAUAUCAUGAUGGGAAAUGUGAAGUAGCUGCUGUCGAGGAUGGGAAAUUAAUGGCUGAUCCCGAGGCUGGAGAAUUUUGGGGUUUCUUUGGUGGCUUUGCUCCACUUCCAAAGAAAGUGGCCAGUGAUGAGGAUAAGACCUUUGCUUCUCAACCUACUAAGCUACUUUGCGUUGUGAAGGGAAAGACAGAACCUGUUGAAGCUGAUUCUUUGAGAAGGGAGUUACUUGACACGAAUAAAUGCUAUCUAUUAGAUUGUGGGAUAGAAGUGUUUGUUUGGAUGGGGAGAAAUACAUCCCUUGAUGAAAGAAAGGCUGCAAGUGGAGCUUCAGAGGAAUUAGUCAGUGGUGCUAAUCGAUCAAAAUCUCACAUAAUUCGUGUGAUUGAGGGCUUUGAGACAGUGAUGUUUAGAUCUAAAUUUGAUUCAUGGCCUCAGACAGCUGAAGUAACUGUCUCAGAGGAUGGUAGAGGCAAGGUAGCAGCACUUUUAAAGCGUCAAGGGGUCAAUGUGAAGGGCUUGUUGAAAGCGGAUCCUGUUAAAGAAGAACCUCAACCAUAUAUUGACUGCACAGGGAACUUACAGGUCUGGCGUGUUAAUGGCCAGGAAAAGAUUCUUCUUCCAGCUACCGAUCAGUCAAAGCUUUACAGUGGAGACUGUUGCAUCUUUCAGUAUUCUUAUCCUGGGGAUGACAAGGAGGAAUAUCUUAUAGGAACAUGGUUUGGGAAGCAGAGCGUUGAGGAUGACAGAGUUUCAGCUGUUUCUUUAGCAAGUAAGAUGGUUGAGUCACUGAAGUUUAUGGCUGCCCAGGCUCGCAUCUAUGAAGGAAAUGAACCAAUUCAGUUCUAUUUAAUCUUCCAAAGCAUUAUAGUUUAUAAGGGUGGUCUUAGUGAUGGCUAUAAGAAGUGCAUUGCAGAGAAUGAAGUUCCAGAUGAGACGUAUGCAGAAGAUGGUGUUGCAUUAUUUCGAGUACAGGGCUCUGGACCUGAUAAUAUGCAAGCAAUCCAAGUUGACACAGUUGCAUCAUCUUUGAAUUCCUCUUAUUGCUACAUCUUACAUAGCGGGUCAACUGUGUUUACAUGGACUGGAAGCCUGACAACCUCAGAUCACCAUGAGCUUGUUGAAAGGCAGCUUGAUUUGAUUAAGCCUAAUAUGCAGUCAAAACCACAAAAGGAAGGUACAGAAUCAGAACAGUUCUGGGAUUUGUUAGGCGGAAAGUCUGAAUAUUCUAGCCAAAAGAUUGUAAAGGAUGCUGAAACUGACCCUCACCUUUUUUCUUGCAAUUUUUCAAAUGAACUGUCAUUGUUGCAGGUGACAGAGAUAUACAACUUCACCCAGGAUGACUUAAUGACUGAAGAUAUAUUCAUCUUGGAUUGUCACUCCGAUAUCUUUGUUUGGGUUGGCCAACAGGUUGAUUCUAAGAAUAAACUGCAAGCUUUGACAAUUGGCGAGAAAUUUCUUGAGGGGGAUUUCCUUCUUGAAAAAUUGUCUCGUGAAGCCCCAAUUUACAUUGUCAUGGAAGGGAGUGAGCCACCUUUCUUCACUCGCUUCUUUACGUGGGACUCAUCAAAAUCUUCAAUGCACGGAAACUCGUUCCAGAGGAAACUUACUCUAGUGAAAAAUGGGGGACCUCCAAUCACAGAGAAACCAAAACGGAGAACUCCUGUUUCUUAUGGGGGAAGGUCCAGUGUCCCUGAUAAAUCUCAGCGUUCAAGAAGCAUGUCUUUCAGCCCUGACCGAGUUCGCGUGAGAGGCAGAUCUCCAGCUUUUAAUGCCCUGGCAGCUACUUUUGAGAAUCCAAGUGCCAGGAACCUUUCUACUCCACCUCCAAUGGCUAGAAAAAUAUAUCCAAAAUCUGUGACUACAGAUGCAGCAAAGCUGGCUUCAAAAUCUGAAGCUAUAGCAGCACUCACGGCUAGCUUUGAGAAAACAGCUCCUCCUAGAGAAACUAUGAUACCUCGAUCUGUUAAAUUGAGCCCAAAAGCGCCCGAACCAAAAGCAGAUACAAACAAUAAGGAGAACUCCAUGAGCAGCAGAAUAGAAUCUCUUACAAUACAAGAAGAUGUGAAAGAGGGUGAUGCAGAAGAUGAAGAAGGCCUCCCAAUACACCCAUACGAGCGCCUUAAAACAACAUCAACUGAUCCUGUUACAGAUAUUGAUGUGACUAAAAGAGAGACCUAUCUUUCAUCGGUGGAAUUCAAGGAGAAAUUUGGGAUGACAAAGGAAGCUUUCUAUAAGCUGCCCAAAUGGAAACAGAACAAGAAUAAAAUGGCUCUUCAACUUUUCUGAGUCUCCAUGUUAUCUCUGGCAUUUUCUUUGUCUUGCUACAGUUUAGGAUGCAGUGGGGCUACCGCAAUUCAAUUUCUCAGGAGUAAAAGGGACAGCAUCAGUGCAUUUUUAGCUGCUUCUGCUCCCAAGAAGUUUGUUUUCAAACUGAACAGAACCCAAAAACUCAUUUAAAAAAGAAAAAAUGUUUUCCAUUUUUCUUUUCUUCCUUUUUGGCCUUGCGAGUUUGUUUGAAUGUCUAGGUUUGGUUAUUUGUUGAGUUAUUAGCGGCUUGUUAUUUAUUCUUUAUGGUCACAGGUUUGUUGUGAGGUUGGUUGUUUUUUUUUUCUCAAUUCCUUUUUCCCCCAUUUAUUUAAUUGUAUUUUUUAUUCAAAAUUGAUUUUAUGUAGAUCAAUUAGGGGGACUUGCUAAUGCAGUCUACUUAGGUAUGUAUGGAUUACUGAGGAUGGAAGUGUGUACAGCAGAGUGUAAAAGCCAGGCUCACUCUUUAUUUUAUUUUCAACAAUAAAAAGAAUGUGUGAUUUUUGUC
Messenger RNA from Humulus lupulus (European hop), 3821 nucleotides. RefSeq names its product villin-4-like. NCBI's taxonomy places the organism in Eukaryota, Viridiplantae, Streptophyta, Magnoliopsida, Rosales, Cannabaceae. The record is from RefSeq and is a predicted model, not a curated record. Gene Ontology annotation, molecular function: actin filament binding. Bases 407 to 3295 code for a protein of 962 amino acids. The transcript is spliced from 23 exons. Gene Ontology annotation, biological process: cytoskeleton organization; actin filament severing.